AUGGGAGUACCUUGGAUCCUAUCAUGGCACUUUAACCUCAUACCUUUUCUACCUGACAUGCCAUACUCUUUGGUCCGGGAAUACCGAGUCAAAUGGUGGGACAAAUACAACUUGGAUCGCUGUUCUGUCUCCAACCUGGAAAAAUGGAUACAAACCCACGAGCAAAUCAAGCAAUCCGUGACAACGAUAUCCCGAGCACUACCACCUAUCAACACCAACGCUCAGAAAAUAAAACCAACCAGCCCAACAGAGUCAACAACAUCAUCCUCCGGAUCCAAGAAAACCAAAGGAAAAGAUAAACUCAAAAAAAUCCUCGAAGCCAUCGCAAUGCAAAUAUCUUCUUCUGAAGACGAAGAUGACACUACACCCAAGGCUACACAAGACGACAACCCAUACAGCGGUCCAUUAUCUCAAGAUCCUUUCGAAAAUUAA
Molecule: messenger RNA, 432 nt
Organism: Thlaspi arvense
Lineage: Eukaryota; Viridiplantae; Streptophyta; Magnoliopsida; Brassicales; Brassicaceae
Source: the annotation of a GenBank genome assembly